UUAUUGCAGGAACCUGUUUGGAACGUACAUUUUUUUGGGGGGGCAUUUUGCUCUCGCGAUAUUCCCCGUACGUACUACGUGAUUACACGUCAAAGGAGCUGUGUUGGAGAAUCAUGGCGGAGCGCAGGAGGCAUAAGAAACGGAUCCAGGAGGUGAGUGAGCCCACCAAGGAGGAGAAGGCGGUGGCCAAGUACCUCCGCUUCAACUGCCCCACCAAGUCCACCAACAUGAUGGGCCACCGGGUGGACUACUUCAUCGCCUCCAAGGCGGUGGACUGUCUGCUGGACUCCAAGUGGGCCAAAGCCAAGAAGGGAGAGGAGGCCGUGUUCACCACCAGAGACUCUGUGGUGGACUACUGCAACAAGCUGCUGAAGAAGCAAUUCUUCCACCGUGCUCUGAAAGUCAUGAAGAAGAAGCCAGAGAAGGACAUCAAGAAAGACAAGGAGAAAGAAAAAGAGAAGAAGAAGGAUUCCAAGGAUGUAGAGGCUUCAGAUGUAAAGAAGGAGAAAGAGAAGAAGAAGGAUGCAGAGGCUUCAGAUGUAAAGAAGGAGAAAGAGAAGAAGAAGGAUGCAGAGGCUUCAGAUGUAAAGAAGGAGAAGAGUGACGAUAGCCCCGGAACGCCAAAGAAGAAAAAAGACGUGAAGAAGAAAUUCAAACUGGAGCCUCAUGAGGAUCAGCUCUUCUUGGAUGGCAAUGAGGUAUUUGUUUGGAUCUACGACCCAGUCCAUUUUAAAACCUUUGCCAUGGGACUGAUUCUGGUAAUUGCAGUGAUCGCGGCCACUCUCUUCCCGCUGUGGCCGGCUGAGAUGCGUGUGGGUGUGUACUACCUGAGCGUGGCAGCAGGCUGUUUCGUGGCCAGUAUACUGCUGUUGGCUGUUGCUCGCUGCAUCCUGUUCGUGAUCAUCUGGCUGGUGACGGGCGGACGCCACCACUUCUGGUUCCUGCCCAACCUCACGGCUGAUGUGGGCUUCAUCGACUCUUUCCGCCCGCUCUACACGCACGAGUACAAGGGCCCGCGGGACGCCAGCAAGAAGAGCCAGGACAAGACUGAGGGCAAGACCAGCGAUGAGAAGGAGGGUGACGGUGAGGAGGAAGAGGAGGAAGGAGACGAGGGCACAGUGCCACAGGGGAUGGAAGAAGGCGAGGUGGUGAAGGGGAAGUCAGCGAGUACCGCUGAGCGCUCUGACACAGACAGCGACCGGCGUGAGGACGAGGGCUCGCAGCACAGCAAUGGAAAUGACUUUGAGAUGAUCACCCGCGAGGAGCUGGAGCAGCACACAGAGGAGGAGGAGGAGGAGGAGGAAGAAGAGGGGGAUGAAGGAGAGCAGGAAGGAGACGGUGAGAGAAAGCCUGUACCUGUUCAAACAUAAACAUUCUAUCACUGCCACCUCCUUCUCCUCCACCCUCGUGCUCCUCCAAGGACAACCUCCCACCUCCUCCAGGUCUUGUCAACCUCGCCGAGGAGACGAAUCCAUCUUGCCUGCUCCGAUCUUCCACCAACUAUACAGAUGCCACGCCUGAGUAUCGACACUGGUGUCAAAUGGCUAUAACAUUGGAAAAGAGAAGCCUUAUUGUGGUUCUAAAAUCCCCAGCUUAUUUAAACUGAGAAAUGCAAACUAACUUAACAGAUGUUUGUCUGAGGAAGUUGUCACGUUAGUACUCCCGACUUUCCCCCUAUUUUUCGGUACUUACGUUAUGACUGUUAUCCCAUAUCAUUCUAGUUAACUCAUCCACUCUGUGUUAUUUACCAUUGCUACAAUGCUCCCCUUGUAUGUCUCUUGUCAAUUUCCACGGGCGAGGGAGUUGGAGCUAUGGAAUCGUUUUUACUUGGGGAAGUACUGCCAUCUUGUCUACCUACCCCUCAAAUCCAGACUGUUGUCUUAUGAACAACGUGCGAUUUGUACAAUCAUGGUUAGGCUAAGCCCAGUGUUGUGUCCAGUAGCUGCAAAACACGGUAACUAAAUUGAAAUGGGAACCAAAAUAUACACAUUUUCAUCAUUUCCCUUUGGUCUAUUGUCACCCAACUGGGCCAAGGUCCUGUACUAGCAGUGGCAUCUGGCCCUCUGUACACAGUUCAACUCUUGUUUUUUUACGAGUCUGAUCUCUCCUCGGCAGCCAUCGGACGUUACGAUUGACCAACCGUUGGCUACGCCACUAUAACUAAUGCGGAUGGACCAAAAUCCAUAGUUUACCCCACCACAAGAAAAUACCUCACUUAUUGGGGGGUUUUUCCCAAAAUAUGUCUGACGAGAGAACAAAAGAAUGAAGAAAAAAAUGGCGGCGGCAGAUGAACGUCAUUAACAAUAAACAGCCUUGUGGUUCUUUUUGCGGUACUUAUUUUCAAUGAGAAAUGUUUGGUUGAUAAUGAUCGGUUCUGUUCACAAACACACACACACACACACACACACACGUAAAACCAGAGCUCAUAAGAGUCAUGUCCAUUACAAGCAGUGGGACAACAAAAAUAAAACGGGUUGUUUGAGAUGCCACUUUCUAGAAGAAAUGUGAUCUGAGGCCACGCCCAUGCAGACAGCAAAGAUGGAAUGGGAAACCUGUUCGUAAAGUUUUGUAUUCGCCAUUUAGAAUCGGACAUCAAGAUGAAAGUGCCAAACUCGUUAAUUGUUGUUACAAUGCAUGCUGUUUUCAUACGGGAAGACAUGGCAAAAGUGUCAGCAAGGCAUUUUGGUACAUUUUAUUCAUUUUUGUAACGAUUGUGUCAAAUUCCAAACCUUUUACACCUUAGAAACGCAGCGCCGUAUAGGAGCCAAGGCAUUAGUGUGUAGACCUUCUCCCUUCAGUUCUAUCUAAGCCAUGCAAAGCAGGCAAUAUGUCCUGAAGCUUACUAUACUCAUUCUACGAUCGCUUGUAAUAGUAUUGUCAGUUCAACUCGGAUGCCCAUACUUUCAUGAUAGCUUUUGUUGUGUUGCCUUCAUUGGUAUUCUAGUCAUGCUAGCUGACAACGAUGGAGACCCAUGUGAAUGCAUGGGGACUUCAUUGGAAACCAAUGUGGUCGAGGUCCAAUUCUCUGUAGUGUUGCAUUAUGGGGGCUGUGGUCCAAUACUGUCUGUUUGUAAGGUUGCAUUCUUUUUGGCUGGAGUUGUUUUAGAAGCUAGUGAGGACGAUAUUUAAAAACAUAAAGAUGUCAUUUAUAUACGGAAUUCUAUAUCAAAUAUAUUUUGAAUUGAUAAAUUAUGAGCCCGCUUGGUUCAACUUGAACAGAAUCCUUUUUUGGGGGGUAUCAACUUAUUUUCAGUAAUGUUUAUUUUUCUCUCUUUUUUUCUCUUUUUUUUUUUACUAUAAUUUUGACCACCAAUAGGCAUAUUGUCAAGAGUGUAUUGUACUCUCAUUAUUGGGGACUCUCACCAGAAAUGUUUAAUAUUUAAUGUGUGGAUAUAUGAUCAGAUGGACUACCUAUUUUUGAUCUAGUUGAUAUUGAUCGAUUUUGUCAUUUAUUUUGUGGUAGAGGAAUGUAUAUAGAAAACCUAGCUAUGUGGCUACUUACAGCAAGUCCCACAAACAUGUUUGUUUCUUGCCAUAAGAAUAGUGAAUGAUUAACUUGUGGUUGAGAAACCCGUUAGCAGUGGAUUGCAUAAUAUUUUAUAUUGUUGUUCCACACACAAUGUUCUGGGAAGAAAGUUCACCCCGCUGUGGAAUGGUAGAGCGGAGCUUGUGAGAGCAAGGGAAAGAAGUCACUUGAUGAUUCAGAUAUCCCACUCUACACAGAUGGACUCAAUGUCUAGACUGAGGAGUAUCUUCCAGACUCAUACCCGUUUCACACAAUCUUGUCAACCCAAACGGUAGUGCUGGCCGGUUCCUGGAACUAUGCUUGGAUGCGUAACCAGGCGAGCGCAGUGCAGCUCGGUGAACUGGUCAGUAGUGUGAAAAAGGGGUACAAGUAUGUCUUGCUUUCCCCCGUUCUCAGAGCUUGUUGACCUCGGUAGAUCUCCAGCUUGUUUCUUCAUUGUCGUGUUUCCCUGAACUUUAUUCAACUGUGCGUGGCUCUUGUACAAUACAAGUGUACUACUUACAACUGCACACUGUGUAGUUGGUCUCUUUUUAGUAUUAUUUUUUUGUGUGUGUUCAUUUUCAAUGCUUUUCUGUUUCCUGAUGAUGUCUUCUGGAGAGCAAGAGUGCAUUCGUAAAUUCAGUCUGGAGUUCCAGAGUGGCCUCUGGGCGUUGGUAAAUUCAGUCUGGAGUUCCAGAGUGGCCUCUGGGCGUUGGUAAAUUCAGUCUGGAGUUCCAGAGUGGCCUCUGGGCGUUGGUAAAUUCAGUCUGGAGUUCCAGAGUGGCCUCUGGGCGUUGGUAAAUUCGUCUGGAGUUCCAGAGUGGCCUCUGGGCGUUGGUAAAUUCAGUCUGGAGUUCCAGAGUGGCCUCUGGGCGUUGGUAAAUUCAGUCUGGAGUUCCAGAGUGGCCUCUGGGCGUUGGUAAAUUCAGUCUGGAGUUCCAGAGUGGCCUCUGGGCGUUGGUAAAUUCAGUCUGGAGUUCCAGAGUGGCCUCUGGGCGUUGGUAAAUUCAGUCUGGAGUUCCAGAGUGGCCUCUGGGCGUUUUUCAUUCAUCUCGGAGUAUUCAGGAUGCACACUAGACACUCUGACCGAGGAGGGUUGAUCCGAGCGUUCUGACCUCACAACGGUAGUCAAGCACCCAAGCUAACGUUGGCUAGCUUGCUAGCUACUUCCAGACACAAACCCCACUGAACAUUUCUCGUCCUAGCAGAACUGAUUUAGGCUGUUUUCAUGUUAUCCAGAGCGUUGGUGACUAACUGCUGCUGGAAACAAUUUUAUUGCGCUUUUUUUUUUGUUGCCGACGUUUACUGACACCGGCCAUAUUCAACGGGUGUUGAGCGUUCGUAAAUUCAUCAGUUAUUCUGCGCUCUGGCACAGUCAGACGAGAGUGCUCUGAAAUAGGAGUAGAUCGCCAGAGUGAAUUUACGAACGUGCCCCAAGUUGCCAGUAGCUGUAUUACUAUUUCAUGAAAAUCUCAUUGUUCUUGAGUCUUCUUCUUGCACAGUUACCAGUCUGUUGUAUAUUGUAGUAUGAAUCUAUACUGCUUUAUUCCAUUACAUUUCUGGAAGAAAAAAACGUCAUGUUUUAUCUGUUAAAUGUCAUUAGUCACUUAGUUGUUCAUAUUUGAAUCAAUAUCAUUGAGGACUGUCUCUUGCAAUAUUUCAAUAUAAUGUCAUUAAUUGAAUGUCUGGAAGUAUAUCUGUACCUUAUUGCAAUAAAUAUAUAGAAAGCA
Oncorhynchus mykiss (rainbow trout) is the source of this 5235-nucleotide messenger RNA. Its product is annotated as translocation protein SEC62. Gene Ontology annotation, cellular component: endoplasmic reticulum; endoplasmic reticulum membrane. NCBI's taxonomy places the organism in Eukaryota, Metazoa, Chordata, Actinopteri, Salmoniformes, Salmonidae. Gene Ontology annotation, biological process: post-translational protein targeting to membrane, translocation. The record is from RefSeq and is a predicted model, not a curated record.